Molecule: messenger RNA, 1434 nt
Organism: Anoplopoma fimbria (sablefish)
Lineage: Eukaryota; Metazoa; Chordata; Actinopteri; Perciformes; Anoplopomatidae
Product: LIM domain and actin-binding protein 1
Exons: 10
Coding region: 126-1274 (382 amino acids)
Biological process (GO): actin filament bundle assembly
Cellular component (GO): actin cytoskeleton; plasma membrane
Molecular function (GO): actin filament binding
Source: RefSeq, a predicted model, not a curated record
CUCCGUGUGAAAGUCUUGUGAUGCUGCGGAAGUGUUUCUGAUUGUCACAGGGGACAGACAUCGACCGACAUCCUUAAGGUGAGAAAGCUUUUUGCAAACUCUGUGCUGCUGUGACGUGAUUGGCCAUGGAAUUGAAGAGUAGCCUGAGACGCACCCAGUCACUGAGGAGCGUCGCCUCAUCAUGUGACAAGCCCAACUGGACAGAGACAGGUCUACGGGACAAGUCAACAUCUGUGUCCCAGCUAGUUGCCAGGUAUCAAACUACAGUGAAAGUCAGCACAUCUGUUCAAGACAUCUCUGUAAAUAAUGGUGAAGCAAAGCCAAAGCAGGUGUUAAAAGAGAUAACACCAUCUCCUCUGGAGAGUAAAGAGACUCGCCUGAAGUCUCUGAUGAGGAAAAAUGAAUUGAGAGAACAGUCUUGGGACAAACCCAGUUUGACCCGCAGUAAGUCAAUGGGGAGCCUUCAAAGCAGCGCCGGGUCCAUUGGGGCCCUGAAGGCCCUGUUUGAGUCAAAGGCAGCCACACAAAACAAGGUGAAGAGCAGUUCCAGAGCUGUGAGUUUCUCUCUACCAAACAAGACAGCAGGCAUCAUGCCAGCAGUGAAUGGAGAGGUUGAAGAAGUGAAGAGCUCUCGAGAGGAACCAAAGACCCAAAUUCCUGCUGACGCUCCAGUUAAUGCUGCUAAAACUGAUGCAAAAGAUCAUGUGACUCGAAAGGUGGUGAAACAGACCCAGAUGGAGAGGAGAAAAACAGUAGGGGGUAUUGAUUUUGAAACAAUUGCAGCCUCCCAAGCUGAUGAAAAGAGGUCAAUUGCAGAUUUCCAAGACAAGGAGAAACUGAGUGUCUCAGUCAAAGCUAUGUCCGCUCUAUACCUGUCUAAGGUGGUACCUCAGGAUUCAACACGCAGCCUUUUAAAACCGGCACAAGUUCAGUCAUCUGAAUCUGGGAAAAGAACCAAACUAACCAAGUUUCAACCAGCUUGUCAAGAGAUGUGUUCCGCCUGUUUGAAGACGGUUUAUCCGAUGGAAAAAAUUACUGCAGACAAAUACAUUUUUCAUCAAACUUGCUUUUGUUGUAAACAGUGCAAGAAAAAAUUAAGCAUGUACAAUUACGCACCUUUAUACGGAGAAUUCUACUGCAUAUUUCACUACCAACAACUGUUCAGAAGAAAAGGGAAUUACGAUGAGGGCUUUGGACACGCUCAACACAAGAACCGAUGGCUGCCGAGGAACACUGCUGACGUGGUGUCCAAUGAGACUGAGUCUGAGGCAUAAAUACAAUCUGAUUUCGAUGGUGACUGUGGCAACAAAUGUAAAGAUGUGUUUGAGCCACCAUGCAAUGGCCAACUGCUCUCCAAAUUUAACAAUGUGUUUGUAUACUUGUAAUGAUUAUUAGUGUGUUCAAACAUAACCCUCAACCUAAUUGCAAUAAUGG